GCGGCGAAUAACGGUCGAUGUUUUGGUCCUGAUGAUUCCUAUGCUUUCUAAGGAUGCGCUCGUAUUCUGAUUCGUUGGGCCACUGACAAGACAUUCCUGUGAUGCCCUCAUUGAUGGACGCCCAGAACCGUUUUAUCGAGAUUCUCGAUGAGUGCGCAGACCAGGGCAAGGAAGUCGACAUCAACACGCUGUGCGAGCGGCUGACUUUCGACGUGGUCUCCAAGACAGCGUUCGGAAUCGACACCAACGUGCAACGCAACCCGCAGUACCCGCUAUUUCAGAUUGCACUGGUGACCGUUCCAAGUUUCAUGGCGGGAUUUUUCUAUAGGCUCGCCCAAAAUCUAUUUCACUGGCCAUGGCUAUUUAAGGCAUUCUCACAAGUGAUCGAUGUGUUCUACGUGAACCCUAUGGUUGCCAUGACAAAGAAGGCAGUCGAUGUCAUCGAAUUCCGACGCCAGAACCCUCAGCUGGUUCUGCCUGACAUGGCGCAAAUUCUUCUGGACGACGCACUUGAAAGGGAAACCGAGGAAUUGAAGAAGAAGAACGAACCCAUCAAAACUCCUAUUUCGCUUCCUAUGGAAACAAUGACCCAUAUAGCGACAGACUGCAUGAAUGUAUUUCUUGGAGGGUACGAUCCGACGAGACUGGCACUAACCUAUUGGUUUUACGUCAUGGGGCGUUACCCCGAUAUUCAGGAGAAAAUGAGAACAGAGGUGUUGGAUGCAUUCAAAAAGGAGGCUAAAGAAGACCAGGUGGUCAAAGUUAUUCCGAAACCGUCUGUGGACUACGCCGCCUCUCACCACUUAUCGCCCUGA
Molecule: messenger RNA, 815 nt
Organism: Dermacentor albipictus
Lineage: Eukaryota; Metazoa; Arthropoda; Arachnida; Ixodida; Ixodidae
Product: cytochrome P450 3A5-like
Molecular function (GO): monooxygenase activity; iron ion binding; heme binding
Source: RefSeq, a predicted model, not a curated record